Lagenorhynchus albirostris (white-beaked dolphin) is the source of this 1611-nucleotide messenger RNA. RefSeq names its product 14-3-3 protein eta. Lineage: Eukaryota; Metazoa; Chordata; Mammalia; Artiodactyla; Delphinidae. The record is from RefSeq and is a predicted model, not a curated record. Gene Ontology annotation, biological process: signal transduction. The transcript has a single exon. Gene Ontology annotation, cellular component: cytoplasm. The coding region runs from base 157 to 897 and encodes 246 amino acids.
GAGCCAGCGAGAGGGCGAGCGGCGCUACCUGCUGCCUGCAGCCUGGGCCGGCCGGCGAGCCAGUGCGCGUGCGCGGCGGCGGCCUCCCCUGCGACCGGAGAAGACGAGCGGGCGAGCUAGCGGAGCGGGGCGCGAGGCGAGGCAGGGCUCAGCGACAUGGGGGACCGCGAGCAGCUCCUUCAGCGGGCGCGGCUGGCCGAGCAGGCGGAGCGCUACGACGACAUGGCCUCCGCCAUGAAGGCGGUGACCGAGCUCAACGAACCUCUCUCCAAUGAAGACCGAAACCUCCUCUCUGUGGCCUACAAGAAUGUGGUCGGUGCCCGGCGGUCUUCCUGGAGGGUCAUCAGCAGCAUCGAGCAGAAAACCACGGCUGACGGGAAUGAGAAGAAGCUGGAGAAGGUUAAGGCUUACCGGGAGAAGAUCGAGAAGGAGCUGGAAACAGUGUGCAAUGACGUGCUGGCCCUGCUGGACAAGUUCCUCAUCAAGAACUGCAAUGACUUCCAGUAUGAGAGCAAGGUCUUCUACUUGAAGAUGAAGGGCGACUACUACCGCUACCUGGCAGAGGUGGCUUCUGGCGAGAAGAAAAACAGUGUGGUCGAAGCUUCAGAGGCAGCCUACAAGGAAGCCUUCGAAAUCAGCAAGGAGCACAUGCAGCCAACACACCCCAUCCGGCUGGGCCUGGCCCUCAACUUCUCCGUGUUCUACUACGAGAUCCAGAAUGCGCCCGAGCAGGCCUGCCUCUUAGCCAAACAAGCCUUUGAUGACGCCAUAGCCGAGCUGGACACACUAAACGAGGAUUCCUAUAAGGACUCCACGCUCAUCAUGCAGCUGCUGCGAGACAACCUCACCCUCUGGACGAGCGACCAGCAGGACGAGGAAGCCGGAGAAGGCAACUGAGCGCCUCGGCCCACCCCCGCCCCGACCCCAUCACCACCGGUCCUUCCUCACCACAGUCAUUAAGUAUCUAGUGCUAAACCUAUCUGUAUGGCAGCACAGCUACUCAGAUCUGCUCUCUGCCCCCGGGAAGCAGUUCCAGAUAAAUUUAUGGGCAUUGCUGGACUGAUGGUUGCUUUGAGCCCACAGGAGCUCCCUUUCUGAAUUGUGCAGACAGGUGCAUUCUGAAGGAGGCAUUUUCCUAUGCCUGCUGAUCUAGGUGAAGUGCAGGCGAAAGCCUCGGGGAAGUUAGGAGAAUUAACCACACAGGCUACAGUUGGUAUUUAAAUGGUCCACUUAAAACCAGCUGCUAGUGUUUUGUUAAAGCAGUACAUCUGUGCAUGCAAAAGUGAAUUCACCCCUCCCACCUCUUUCUUAGCUAAUGGAAAACUGUUAAGGGAAGCUGAUAUGAGAGACCACUUGCUCCUUUCCAUCAGCUUAAUAAUAAACUUUAACGUGAGGUUUCAGUAGCGCCUUGUUUGCCUCUUUAAAUUAUGAUGUGCACAAACCUUCUUUUCAAUGCAAUGCAUCUAAAGUUUUGAUACCUGUAACUUUUUUUUUUUUUGGUUGCGACUGUUUAAGAAUCAUGGAUUUAUUUUUUUGUAACUAUUUGGCUAUUGUCCUUGUGUAUCCUGACAGCGCCAUGUGUGUCAGCCCAUGUCGAUCAAGAUGGGUAAU